This is a messenger RNA of Aphidius gifuensis, 4495 nucleotides long. RefSeq names its product division abnormally delayed protein (gene dally). The transcript is spliced from 8 exons. Gene Ontology annotation, biological process: regulation of protein localization to membrane; cell migration; positive regulation of canonical Wnt signaling pathway. The coding region runs from base 533 to 2305 and encodes 590 amino acids. Lineage: Eukaryota; Metazoa; Arthropoda; Insecta; Hymenoptera; Braconidae. Gene Ontology annotation, cellular component: plasma membrane; extracellular region; cell surface. The record is from RefSeq and is a predicted model, not a curated record.
GGCGUCUCCAAGCGGUAUUGCAUCAACUUGGAAACCACCUCUUAUUUUAUUUUUCCACCUCCAUUAACAAAUUCUCCUAACAAGUAACAAGCCUGAACAAACUGAUCAGUUGUGCGCCAGACACGGUCCUUUCAUAGCCAUUGUAUUUCGGUUCGUUAAAUUUUGCAAAAAAAAAAAAAAAAUGUAUAUAGUUUAUACUUGUUAAAAAAAAAAAAAUUAGCAAAUUUCACAAUAGUGCCAAAUUAGUGGUUUACAAACACAUAGUUUAUAAUUAAACAAAUAAAUAAUUUUAAUUUUGGAGUUAUUUGAAUUUUAGUCAUUUAUAAAAAGCCCGUUUAAAUGUGCUAGUUAUUUUAUUUUAUUAUAGCUUGUGUGUUACACUAUGAAAUUAUUUAAAACAAAAUUGUGAAAAUAAUAUUAUUUUUAAAAUUGAGUUGAAAAAUUUAAUAGGAAAAAUUACAAAAAGUGAUUUAAAAAAUAAUUUGUGAUUUAGUGAUUUAAAAAAGUAGAAGAUUUAAAAAAUAAAACAACCAUGCGGUUAAUAAUUUUAUUGUUUUUGUGUUUGUGCAUCUGUGGAGUGUUAUCACGUUCAUCAAGAUUAUCAAGGAGUAAUGAAAAAUGUGAAUCUGUUCGUCCCUUUUUUGAAACUCUCAAUGUCACUGUUGAUGAAAUUAAACAAAAGGAUUUAACCACGAAAAAUAUUUGUGGUGGACAGUGUUGCAGUAAAAAAGCAGAAGAGCAAUUGCAAGACCAUGCACGUACAAACUUUCACAGUCUCAUCCACCAUCACAGUAGGGUACUCCAGGGCCACCUGGCAAGGACCGCUGAUACUGUAAGAGAAACUGUGACCACAUUGGCACGACAAUCUGAGAACAAAACAUUAAAUUUAUUUGAACAAGUCUAUCGUUCAAUGUCAUUGCUCACCAGGCCAUCAAUUAGGACACUUUAUCAAGCGAUGAUCGAUCAUGUUAAUCUAACAACAACAAUACCCGAUGACGUUCAACAAUCACAACGUAUGAUGUUACAAGAACAUUUAAAUAAUUUUUUUACCCAAUUAUUUCCAAUUGCUUAUCAUCAUGUUGUUAAUCCAAAUAAUCAAGAUUUUACUGAUAAAUUUAAAGAAUGUCUUUAUGAAUCAAUUGAUGGUAUACAGCCAUUUGGAGAAAUACCAAAGCAAAUAUCACACUCUGUAAGCAAAAGUCUUGAAGCAAUGAGAGUUUUAAUUCAAGCACUUCAAUUUGGUGAAACAGUACUUGAAAAAAUUGAUUCAAAUUUAUUUCAAAGUACUAGUUCUCAUCAGAUACUUUGCAAUGAGGGAUUGUUAAAAAUGGCUUAUUGUCCCAAGUGCUCAGGUCAUUCAUCAGUUUCCGCCUGCAAAGGACUCUGCAAAAAUAUUGUGAGGGGAUGUUUGACAGAACCAGCAUCUGAAUUGGAUCUUGCAUGGUCUGGCUAUGUUGAGGGUGUUGAACGAUUGGUUGUUUCAAUUGUUGGAAAAGCAGAUUUGGGUUUUAAUGCAGAAAAAGCUAUCAAAAAUUUGGAUGCCCAAAUAUCAGCAGCUGUCAUGGACGCUAUGAAAAAUGGACCAGCUCUCAAAGAAAAGGUGAAAAAAGCCUGUGGUAGUUAUGAGCUAAAAAAGAGUAGAUCUCUGAGUGAUUUUGACAAUCACAGUUCACCUAAAGAAGCUGGAGUAACAUCUGGUUUAAUGCGAUCAUCAAAUAUAGAAGAUCGUUUAUCUGUAACACAUACCAGCAAUUUUCGUCUUGAUCGUCCAGAUCCUUUACAAACACAACUUGGUAAUUUUGUAGCAAGUAUCGUUGGUUCUCGUACUUUUUACGGUACAUUGGCUGACUCUAUAUGCGCUGAAUAUCCUGAUACAGAAUGCUGGAAUGGUGCACGUAUUGGAGAGUAUACAAAAGCUGUCGUUGAUUCGAGUUUAAAUGCUCAAAAAUAUAAUCCAGAAUUUAAUGGUAUUAACACGACAUCAUACCUAAAUUCCAACACAAGUCAACUUAUCGAUCAACUAAAACAUAUUAAUAAGAUGAUAGAGUCGCGAUUAUCAUGGGAUAAAGAUCCCAAUGUAUAUUACUCUGAUCAGCCAGAACUGGAUGGAUCUGGUCUUACAUCUGGUGAUGGAUCUGAUCCUCCUGAUGGAUCAUCUGGAUCUGGACAAGAACCAAGAAUCACAUCAGAGGAACCAAAAGUACCAGAACCAGAAACUCCAAAACCUCCAUCAAGUAGUGCCUCCAUGAUGACCAAAUCAAUUGGAUUAUUGUCAUUACUUUUGCUAAUUUAUUAUGUAAAUUAAUAAGCAAAAGUUGAUGCUAAUCAAUUGACAAAAUAAUUGUAGAAGAAUUUAAACAAAAAAAAAAAAGGACAAUGAUAAAAAAUUUGAAUUAAAAAAAACAAUCUGCGCGCAUGAGCGAUAUUAUUGACUGACAGUGAGACAAAAAUGAAAGUAAAUCGUAAAUUAUCCAUCUUCAAAAUAAUUACGUUUUUAUAUUGGCAACUUAACGUCUGAGGACAACAUGGAUCCUCGCCAAUUAAAACAAGUAAUAACUCAAUAAUUUAUAGGAAAAAAAAAAUAACUAAUUAAUUAACUGCCAUGCUAUUUUUUUUUUCUCUAUAAAGUAAUAUAAAGAAACACGUUAACGCUCUAAAAUUGAUAGAAAUUUAAAUAUCAAAUUUUCUUGUUUAUUAAUAGCUGUGUUAAAAUAUCAAUUAAAAAUUAUUUUAUUGAUCGUUAACUCGUAUAAAAGAUGGAAAAUAAUGAUUUAAUGAUAUUCAAUUAGAAAAAAAAAAAUAAAAUUGUUAGAUUGUGUGCUGCGUGCCGGCGCGUUGGCCUAACACUGUGUCUUUUUGAUUAAUUAGCCGAAUUAAUCUUUUAUUAUUAUUUUUUUUUUUUUUCACAUACUGUAAAUCUGCAGAUUACGUUUAAAAUAAUAAUAAUAAUAUAAAAAACGUUUGUGCCUUUUUCGAUAAUACAAUAUUGUCCGUCGUGUGAUUUUUUUUUUUCUUUUUUUUCGUUUGAGUCAAUGAUAAAAUUUUUAAUUAAUUUUUAUUUCUUGGAGGAAUUAUUCUACAAUUUAAUAUGACAUUCAGCAUCGGUUUUAAAUACCAGUCAAUUUUAUUUGAAAAUCCGCGCAGGUACGUGUGACGUAAAAGCAACUGUUUUAACAAAAGCGUACAAUUUUUUAAAAGUAAUUUAAAUGACUGGCACGAAGCGUGUUGUUGCAUGUGGAUAUGUGAAUUAAAAAUAUUUUUUUCUACCGAACAAUAAUCAUUUAAAAAUGAAAAAAAAUUUAAUUAUUAUUUUUCUGCUAUUUAUAUCCGGUUUUCUUUAAUUUUUCAAACAAUUUUCGUUUUUUUUCGACACUUUUUUAUCUUGUUUUUUGCUCUCUUCUUAAUGUUUUUUUUUUAAUUUUUAAAUCCAAAAAUUUUAUUCGCAAGAACAAUAAACUUCGACGUAAUUUAAAUAACUAUUAUUAUUAUUAUUAUUAUCCAUAUUAUUAUUGAAUUAAAUUGUAUGCUGGAUAAAUGAUUUUGUAAAUAGAUUUUUUUUUAAUUUUCUGUGUGUGCCUGAUGUAUUUAUAUUUGAAAAAGAAAAAAAAAUAUUGUUUUUUUUUCUUUAACGUAUUUUAUAUUAUUUUAUUUAACUAUAAAUAAUUAAAAUCAUGUAAUUACUAAUUAUUUAAAAUAUAAAUAAUUAUUUUUAAACAACAUAGUGCGUUAUGUUAUUAUAAUUUAAUUUGCGUUUAAGCUUUACUCCAAUUUUAAAAAAACUUAAAAUUUACUAAAUGAUCAUGUUCAAUGAAGCAUUGUUCAGCCAUUAAAUACUAGUUGAACUUUUUUUUUUUUUUUAAUACGAUUUUUAUUGAAAAAUAAUCAUGAAAAAAUCAAAAAAAAAAAAAAAACAGAAUUAAACUUUGUAGAAACUUUGUAUUUCAAUCGUUGGUUUGUUUAUUAGGCAAAAAAAAAUUUUAUAUUUCUUUAGCUUUUUCGAAACAAUACAGAGCAAUAAGUAGAGUCUUCCUGAGCAUAUAUAUACAAGAAAAAAAUUAAUUUCUAAAAUAAAAAUUGACUAGACUUUGAGCUUAUAACAAUAGCUUUUAAAAUUUUAUUUAAACAAAAUUUUAUCUGCCAAAUAAACAAACUAGCGAGAGAAAAGGAAAAAAAAGAAAAUCCAAAAACAUGUUUCAUCACGAGAAAGAUAGAACAAGUAAAAUUAUUUUCUCUUUCAAGUAAUGAAUUGUUUUUGGAUGCACUUAAAUAUAGCAAAUGAUAAAUAAUUUUAUUUUCAUUAAAAAUUUUAUAACCGUCAAUAUUGUUAAUCCUCAAUUACUAAACAAACUGACUUACUUUAUAUGCUAUCAUUGUAAUAAGUUUUUAUUAUUUUUUUUCAUUUUAAACAAUAUUUUUUUUAAAUAGCCACGUAAAGUUUACGUAUUAUUAGUUUAUGCCUACUGCGUUUGGCGGACGUCUGUGAUUAUGGGAAUUU